Molecule: messenger RNA, 526 nt
Organism: Nanorana parkeri
Lineage: Eukaryota; Metazoa; Chordata; Amphibia; Anura; Dicroglossidae
Gene: SSNA1
Product: SS nuclear autoantigen 1
Exons: 3
Coding region: 38-385 (115 amino acids)
Cellular component (GO): centrosome; ciliary basal body
Source: RefSeq, a predicted model, not a curated record
GACAGCGGUUCGGUGGCCGCUGCGGAGCCCGGGAAAGAUGAGCCAGCAGGGGGCUGCACUGCAGACCUAUAACAACGAGCUGGUGAAAUGUAUAGAAGAUCUGUGCAGCAAAAGAGAUGAGCUGAACCGUCAGGUCCAGCAGGAGGAGGAGGAGAAGAAUAAGCUUCAAAAUGACAUCCGUAUCCUGACAGAGAAACUGUCCCGAGUGAACGAGAGCCUGGCAAGGAAAAUGGCCUCCAGGAAUGAGUUUGACAAAACUAUUGCUGAGACACAGGCUGCGUAUAUGAAGAUCCUGGAGAGCUCACAGACUUUACUGAAUGUGCUGAAGAGAGAGGCUGGUAAUUUGGGCAAGGCAACGGAAGUGCAAGGAAGCUCAAGCACAUAACCACCAGUGCUGGAUUUUAUAUUGCUUUUUGGGUCUCAGAUUAAAACUCCUUUAUUUUUUUGGCAGGGGUUAAUGGUAUUGUAAUUUUUAAAGGGUGAUUUUUUAUAUUUAAAACUGUAAUCAGAGCUUAAUAAAUAUUGU